ACCUGGAAGCAGCACAGCACUUUAAAGUUGCUUACAAAUAUUCAACAGAGCAAACAGGCAGAAGUGAUAAAUACUUGUGAUAUGGCUGAAGUGAAGCUGCUUGGAGCAUGGGGAAGCCCUUUUAGUCGCAGAGUGGAGAUGGCUCUUAAAUUGAAAGGUGUUGAAUAUGAAUACAUUGAAGAAGAUUUAGCUAAUAAGAGCCCUUUGCUUCUCAAAUACAACCCCAUUCACAAGAAAGUCCCUGUCCUCAUCCACAACGGAAAAACAAUGGCAGAGUCGCUUGUUAUUCUUGAGUACAUAGAUGAAACUUGGAAAAGCAACCCCAUCUUGCCUGAAGAUCCUUAUGACAAAGCCAUGGCUCGAUUCUGGGCUAAAUUCAUCGACGAGAAGUGUAUGCCUGCAAUAUGGCAAAUCAUGUGGUCUAAAGAGAAUGAACGUGAGAAGGCCAUAGAAGAAGCAAUUCAGCACCUGAAAACUUUGGAAAAUGAGCUCAAAGACAAGACAUUCUUUGGAGGAGAGACAAUAGGGCUGGUAGAUAUUGUUGCCAAUUUCAUAGGCUUCUGGUUGGGAGCCGCUCAAGAAGCUACUGGGAUGGAGUUGGUGAAUAAAGAGAGGUUUCCCGUACUUUGCAAAUGGAUUGAUGAGUAUGUUAACUGUAGCGUCGUCAAAGAAAAUCUUCCUCCUAGAGAUAAACUGAUAGCUUUUCUGCAACCCCGCUUAAGUGCUUCCUCCUGGAAGUAUUAGAAUUGAUCACUGAAGGGCAAUGUUAGCCGUGUGAGUUUAUGAUAUGAUCCAUGUUCUUCUUUCUUUGUAAUAACAUCAUGUGGAUCUGUGUCCUCUAUUGUUGCUUCUGUUUACCUUAGGCGUAGGUCAUAUGUACCUAUUUGGAUGACGAAUAAGAGACAGUGUCCUUCAAAUCCUCGUGAUCAUUUUGAGUUCUC
Messenger RNA from Populus nigra (black poplar), 941 nucleotides. RefSeq names its product glutathione S-transferase U8. Gene Ontology annotation, biological process: glutathione metabolic process. Bases 82 to 744 code for a protein of 220 amino acids. Gene Ontology annotation, molecular function: glutathione transferase activity. The transcript is spliced from 2 exons. The record is from RefSeq and is a predicted model, not a curated record. Gene Ontology annotation, cellular component: cytoplasm. NCBI's taxonomy places the organism in Eukaryota, Viridiplantae, Streptophyta, Magnoliopsida, Malpighiales, Salicaceae.